Molecule: messenger RNA, 360 nt
Organism: Arabis nemorensis
Lineage: Eukaryota; Viridiplantae; Streptophyta; Magnoliopsida; Brassicales; Brassicaceae
Source: the annotation of a GenBank genome assembly
AUGAUAGCUGUGAUUGGGUUGCUUCUGGGUUUUCUGGUUUCAGCAUUGUUCUUAAUCCAAGGCAAACGAGCAAGAAGAACAAACUUUGAUCAAGAGAAGCGAUCUAAUGAGCCUGUAGAUGUAAGACCCAAAAGUUACAGCAAGAGUGAAGUCGCAUUACACAACAAAAGACACGAUUGUUGGAUCAUAAUCAAAGAUAAGGUUUAUGAUGUUACUUCUUAUGUUGAAGAGCAUCCUGGUGGUGACGCUAUUCUAGAUCAUGCUGGUGAUGAUUCUACUGUUGGGUUUUACGGACCACAACACGCCACUCGUGUUUUUGACAUGAUUGAAGAUUUCUACAUCGGAGAACUUCGCAAGUAA